Macrobrachium nipponense is the source of this 2766-nucleotide messenger RNA. RefSeq lists its product as uncharacterized. The transcript is spliced from 15 exons. The coding region runs from base 225 to 2375 and encodes 716 amino acids. NCBI's taxonomy places the organism in Eukaryota, Metazoa, Arthropoda, Malacostraca, Decapoda, Palaemonidae. The record is from RefSeq and is a predicted model, not a curated record.
AAGGCGGAACCUCAACGACGACACGAGUCACGACCAUUGCCAGCAGCCUGGUGGUGGAGCCGCAAGGUACCCACCGCUCGAUGAGAAGAAACACCAUAUUGAAUUUCGUUGACCCGCCCUUCGUUAUACACCUGAUCUGUUAUAAAAUCUAAGGAAAGAUUUAGAAGGAGUUGUGUGGUCAUGCAAAAUAUCUAGACCAGAGUAGGACAAGAAUCAGACACAAGAUGCCUGCCAGGCCAAGAGGUAGAGGCUUUCGAGGUGGAAGAGGAAAUUAUGGAAACCAUUGGAUGGGCCAUCGCGGUGGCACCUCUCGUGGGGGAGGCAGGGGCAUGGGACAUCGUGGAGGACGUUUAGAUCACUAUCGGGGGAAGAGGGAAAUGCACAAUCCCCAUCAUCGCCCACACAAUCCAGAAAAGUUGUUGUCUAGUCUUGGACCAGAAGCGCAGUUGGCAUUAACAACCGCUAUAAUCAACACUGUCCUGAAGAAUGAUGGCAGGGAAGGUCGAGGUGGCUACCGUGGAAGAGAUUACCACCCACGGCACAGUGGCCAUCGUGAAGGACGGGGAGAGUAUUUUCAAGAGGAGUCGAGAGACCGCAGGCACUUUGGGGAAGACCGGAGAUCUCAUGAACCCAGGCCGUACCAUGAGGAGGGGAGAGGUCACCAUUAUGAGCGAGAGAAAUCAACUUCUGGUUCCCCUCGCUAUCGUAAUAACAGAUAUUCUGCUAUGCCAAGGAGGAGGCCCUCCCCUCAUGGCCACCCAGGGCCAUCACGUAAACGACAGAGAAUGGAAAGGAUGGAUAGUAUGGAGAGUGACAGUUCAGUUGAUCACAGCCACAACUAUGAAGAGGAAAAGCACGCUGAACUUGAACGUGAUAGAUUUCAUAGUCUAGGCCCAGAAAGAGAACACAAGGCCCAGGAAAGUAAGGAAAACAAAGAUGAUGAGGAUAAGGAAGAGGGGUCUAAUGGGCCAGGAGGUGUGCAGGUAACUAUUGGAGCAGAUGGAGAACGGGCAGUGAAUAAUGAAGGCAGGGGACAUCCAAGGGUUGGAGGCAGGCUGUUUGUGGAGCUCCGAUGUCCACAUUGUCCUAGUCAGAGAUCAAUUACAUUUAAGGAAUACAAGUAUCACCUUGGCAGUGAAGGGCACAAAAUCCAACUGAGCAGACUUGCGAGGAAGCACUCGGUUGUCCUCCGCAAAAUACGCGUACAACAGAGACAGGAGCAGAGAGAAAUAGAAAUGAAGUGGAAGGAGGAGCAAAGUGAAGAGUUCAAAAGUUCUGUCACCAGAUUCUGCAACACUUGCAAGUUGGCUUUCAAAUGCCUCGGAGGAAAUACUGGGGAAGGAAUUGAUCUGCACAAUAAUAGCAAGUUGCAUCGGAUGCAGAAAUGCUACCUUCAUCCACGAUGCUCUAUGUGCCAUGUUACUUUCCCAAGUCGGAUGGUGUAUGAAUACCACAUUGCUUCAAUCAGCCACCUGAGGGUAAGAACAGCAACCAUUGAAAGGAUGGGUGGUCAUGAUCCCACUGAUGAGCAGGAUCAAGAAGAGGAAGAGGAUGAUCUUGAUUUAGCGAAUUUCUUGACGUUGGAUUCUGUAGGAGAAGAUGAUGAUGUUGGAUCAGAACAUGAAGAAAUAACUGGGGGAUUAGAUGGAGAGGAGGCUGCAAAGGAAGCUGAAGGAAAAAAAGGGAAGCAAUCUUCAGGAUCCAGAUUCAGAAGGGGCAUGAUAGAUGAUGAUGAAUUGUCGACAGAAGCUGAUUGGGACAAAGAACAAUUAGAUGAUGAAGAGGUCGAAGAAAAUGAACCAGUUGGAACCGAGUAUGUGAAUCGUAUUGAAGUUUAUUUCUGCAGUUUAUGUUCCAAAGUCAUUCGUGCUGACACUUCAUUAGGCUCGAGAGCAGUUCAGCGCCAUUGUAGAUCUUUUGAUCAUCUUGCUAACUAUCGGGAUGCACACCCAGCUGAGGAACCGAUUUCGAGCGGGGAAGAAACAGAUGACGAGAAUAGUACCAAAGUUGAGAAACAGGAAUGUAAACAUGGGGAAAGAGAUGAAGCUGAACAAGAAAUGGAGGAAGAUCCAGAACAAGAAAACUUUUGGGAAGAAGUUAAUAAAAGUCUUGACAUGCUGCAAGGUGCCAUUAUGACUGAAAUAGAAGACUCUUGUAACUCUGUAAAUGAAGAUGCCACUACAGAAGGGAAGAAAAAAGCGGAAGCCGCAGUUGAGAAUAUCUGUGAAAGUAGUAAAUUGGAGGAGGUUGGAGAAGACUUCGAAGAGGAGACCACUAUUCUAGAAAAGAGUGAUGUAAGCAGACAAGAGCGGCACCAUGAAAUGCCAGCAGACUUUUUAGAAGACAUUGGAGAAGAUUCUGAGGAAGAUACUUAAGGAAGUAAUAUUAAUAGUAAUUCAGAGAAAUGAUGCUUAAAGGAGUAAAUCUUGUACGAGAUGACAGUAUUCUACAGCUUCACUUCAUCAGGUGAAGCAGUUAUCAUCAGUAGGAAAAAGUGAACAAGAUACUUUUUUAUAGUCGUGAUCUUCUGAGGCAAAUUGAAUUUAUUUCCCAAAUGUGUAUUUUGUGACUUUGUUGCCAUGCACAAGUGACUUGACUUUUUGGCAACUAAUUCUGUAACUGAAUGUGAUUAAGUACACUGGAGAUUGUCAUAGUUUUAUCUUUUAAGUUUUGAGUUGCUUGCUGAUAUUGAUUUUGUAACAGUUAAGUAGUAAUUUUGUCAUGUAAAAAUUUUUUCUUUUCAUAUUAAAUUGAAGAGAUGCUUAA